Molecule: messenger RNA, 1581 nt
Organism: Hemisphaericaspora subhashii
Lineage: Eukaryota; Fungi; Ascomycota; Pichiomycetes; Serinales; Debaryomycetaceae
Gene: CCT2
Product: chaperonin-containing T-complex subunit
Exons: 1
Coding region: 1-1581 (526 amino acids)
Biological process (GO): protein folding
Cellular component (GO): cytosol; chaperonin-containing T-complex
Molecular function (GO): ATP-dependent protein folding chaperone; ATP hydrolysis activity; ATP binding
Source: RefSeq, a predicted model, not a curated record
AUGUCAGUUCAAAUCUUCAACGAACAGGCAACCGAAGAAAGGGCCGAAAAUGCCCGUAUGUCAGCCUUUGUAGGUGCCAUUGCCGUAGGUGAUCUUGUGAAAUCAACACUUGGACCAAAAGGUAUGGAUAAAUUAUUACAAAGUGCUUCAAAUCCCGAUUCAUCUAUCGUUACCAAUGAUGGUGCUACGAUUUUGAAAUCUAUCCCAUUUGAUAAUCCAGCUGCGAAAGUAUUGGUUAAUAUUUCGAAAGUUCAAGAUGAUGAGGUUGGAGAUGGGACUACUUCUGUAACUGUUUUAACUGCUGAGUUGUUGAGAGAGGCGGAAAAAUUGAUUGAGAAGAAGAUUCAUCCGCAAACUAUUGUUGAAGGGUUUAGAAUUGCUCAUAGAGUAAGUGUGGAUGCUUUGGAUAAGAAUGCGGUUGAUAAUGGGAAAGAUAUUGAGAAAUUUAGAGGUGAUUUGAUCAAUAUUGCCAAAACUACUUUAUCAUCGAAGAUUUUAUCCCAAGAUAAAGAAUUAUUUUCAAAUUUAGCUGUGGAUGCAAUUUUAAGAUUAAAAGGUCUGACUAAUUUGAAUAAUAUUCAAAUCAUUAAGAAAGUCGGGGGGAAAUUAUCUGAUUCUUAUUUAGAUGAAGGAUUUAUAUUACAAAAGAAAUUUGGAAUUGGACAAUCUAAAAAAGUUACAAAUGCAAAGAUUUUAAUUGCAAAUACUUCAAUGGAUACUGAUAAAGUUAAAAUCUUUGGUGCAAAAUUUAAAGUUGAUUCAACUUCAAAAUUAGCUGAUUUAGAAAAAGCUGAAAAACUUAAGAUGAAAAAUAAAAUUGAAAAAAUUAAACAAUUUAAUAUUAAUGUAUUCAUUAAUAGACAAUUAAUCUAUGAUUAUCCAGAACAAUUAUUUACUGAUGCUAAAAUAAAUUCAAUUGAACAUGCUGAUUUUGAUGGAAUUGAAAGAUUGGCAUUAGUUACUGGAGGUGAAGUUGUUUCUACUUUUGAUAAUCCCGAAAAUGUUAAAUUAGGUUAUUGUGAUACCAUUGAAGAAAUCAUAAUUGGUGAAGAUGUUUUCCUCAAAUUCUCCGGUGUUGCAGCUGGUGAAGCAUGUACAAUAGUUUUAAGAGGUGCUACCGAACAAGUUCUCGAUGAAGCUGAAAGAUCCUUACAUGAUGCAUUAUCGGUAUUAUCACAAACUACAAGAGAAACCAAAACUCUUUUAGGUGGUGGAUGUGCAGAAAUGUUAAUGGCCAAGGCUGUUGAUCAAGCUGCUGCUAAUGAAACGGGUAAAAAAGCCUUGGCUGUUGAAGCAUUUAGUAGAGCUUUAAGACAAUUACCUACUAUAUUAGCUGACAAUGCUGGAUUUGAUUCAAGUGAAUUAGUAACUAAAUUAAGAGCUGCUAUUUAUAAUGGUAUUUCAACUUCUGGUUUAGAUUUAAAUAAGGGUAUUAUUGCUGAUAUGAGAGAAUUGGGUAUUGUUGAAUCAUAUAAAUUAAAAAGAGCAGUUGUUUCAUCUGCUACUGAAGCUGCUGAAGUAUUAUUAAGAGUUGAUAAUAUUAUUAGAGCAAAACCACGUACUGCUGAUAGAAAUCAUUAG